AUGAUGACGUGCCGGCUGAGUUCGCGGCGGCUGGGCGGGUCGCGUGGCUCGCUGCAGGCUGGCGCCGCGUGCUCCGCCGCCAGCGAGCUCGACCUCUCCUCGCGCUCACGACGCUCGCACAAAGCUAGAUUAAAACUGUUGGGCGCAAGCGGCGAGGCGCCCCUGUUGGGCGGGUGGCGAAGCACGCCGCACACGCCACGCGCGCCCGCCACACCCGCUCCGCACCACUCGCACAACCACCUUGCCGCCGCGCCGCACUGUAACGGGACCGACAGCGGAAGCAGAGGGGGCCUGCGGAGGCGGUCGACGUACGCGAGUGGGCGGCUGCGCGCCGGGCCGCACUGGUCCUUCGUGUUCGACCCCGCGGGCCGCCUCUGCUACUACUGGUCCAUGGUGGUUUCCCUCGCCUUCCUCUACAACCUGUGGGUCAUAGUCUACAGGUUCGCCUUUCAAGAGAUCAAUGGUGAAACGUUAAUAGUGUGGUUCUGUUUGGAUUAUUUUUCGGACUUUCUUUAUCUGGCGGACAUCCUGUUUCAUUUCCGAACGGGCUACUUAGAGGACGGGGUUUUGCAGACGGACGCGGCCAAGUUGCGGGCGCACUACAUGAACUCGACGACGUUCUACAUCGAUUGUCUGUGCCUGUUACCGCUGGAUUUCCUCUACUUGUCCAUCGGGUUCAACUCCAUCCUGAGGUCGUUCCGGCUCGUCAAGAUAUACCGCUUCUGGGCGUUCAUGGACCGCACGGAGCGACACACGAACUAUCCUAAUCUAUUUAGAUCGACCAGUUUAAUUCAUUAUUUGCUAGUGAUAUUUCAUUGGAACGGGUGCUUGUACCAUAUUAUAUAUAAAAACAAUGGGUUCGGUAGUAAAAACUGGGUGUAUCAUGACACUGAGACGGCGGACGUAGUGAAACAAUACCUUCAGAGUUAUUAUUGGUGUACGUUGGCGCUCACCACAAUAGGAGACCUACCGCGGCCGCGUAGUAAAGGCGAGUACGUGUUUGUAAUCGCGCAGUUGCUGUUUGGGUUACUUCUCUUCGCGACCGUGCUGGGGCAUGUGGCCAACAUCGUCACAUCUGUCAGCACCGCCAGGAAAGAGUUUCAAGCGAAAUUGGACGGCGUAAAAACUUACAUGCGGAUGAGAAGAGUACCGACGCAUCUUCAAGUCAAAGUGAUAAAAUGGUUCGAUUAUCUUUGGCUCACUCAGAAGUGCUCCGACGAGGAAAAGGCUGUCUCCUGCCUCCCCGACAAACUCAAGGCGGAAAUUGCCAUCAACGUCCAUCUUGACACGUUGAAGAGGGUGGAGAUAUUUCAGAACACGGAGGCGGGAUUUCUGUGCGAGCUUGUCUUGAGACUGCGGCCCGUGCUGUUUUCACCGGGCGAUUACAUUUGUAGAAAAGGCGAGGUCGGGAAGGAGAUGUACAUAGUGAACAGGGGCAAGCUGCAGGUGGUUGGCGACAACGGAAAGACGGUGUUGGCUACACUCAAAGCGGGUUCUUAUUUUGGCGAAAUUUCCAUUCUGAACAUGGGCACGGCAGGUAAACAACUUGGCAACCGGCGGACAGCGUCGGUGCGGUCCGUGGGCUACUCGGACUUGUUCGUGCUCAGCAAGAAGGACAUGUGGGACGUCCUCAAGGAGUACCCCGCCGCCAGAGUGCGGUUAGAAGCCAUCGCCGUUAAGAGACUCGAGAAAUAUAAGAAGGCACCCUUAGAGAAAGUUGCAAUGGGCCGUUGUCAAUCGACACCGGGCCUGGUAGAGACGAGCGGUCGUAUCCCCAUAGAAGAAAUGCAGCUACCGCCCGCUCCUCUACCACCACCAUUACAUACUACACACCCGCCUUCUUAUCGGGACCAGCUUUAUAGUUCGUCAGUAAGCCCUCUCCGAGUAGCGUCGCCAGUGGCGUCGUGCGCGUCGUCAGUGCGUAGCAGCGCGGCGGGCGGCAGCGCGGCGGCCCCGCGCGCACUCCUCGACUCGCACGAGCUGCUCGAGUGCGAGAUCAAGCGGCUGCGCGAGCGCCUGUACACUGUCGAGACGGAAAAUGCUGCCAUGUCCGCCAAACUGAGCCAACAACAGUGGGAAGUCGAUCAGAGGUUGCAAGAGAUAGAGAUGCAGAUCUGCGGCGGCAGCUCGCUGAGCUCACAGGAGGAGAACGAGCGGAACCGGGAGAGCAUCAUUUAACGGCGCGCCUCGGAAGCAGCGCGCGACUCGCAGCGUCCUGGCGUGUUCCCGCCCCUGCCCCUGCCCUCGCACCCACGCCCGCCGCGCCUCUCCGUCUACUGACGUCACGGGACGCGCAUUGCCCGCCCCGCGCAUACCGCGUAGCGCCCUAACUCUAAAAGUAUUGUGCUUUAUCCAAGUUACCAAAGUUGUGAAUAUUCGAAUGACUAUUGAAGUGUUUUUACGAUGAAUUAAUUAUAUUAUGGAAUACUUAAAUACGAAUUAACUUUAUCAAAAUUUAUAUACAUAUACUUAGUUUAACGACUCGCUACUAAUUGACGAGUGUUCGUGGAGUGAGAUUUUGCCCAGACAAUAUUAUCUUUAAUCUUUACCGUUUAAGUACAUCGAGGUGUUUAGUGUUUGCUACGAGCGGCAGACCGCGUGCGCGCGCGCAUGUUGCGACGUGUUUAUGUUGUGCGCAUUGUGCAUACCACGUUACGGUGUCUCCUGCAUUUUUAACGUAUGAUUGUUGUACAUAACCGCUGUCUGUUUAAAAAUGGCACCUUUGUUAUUUGUAAUGCUAAGGUACAGUUAAUUUAAGUACAUUUUAAUUAAUUGUACUCGUUAAUUUGUUAUUAGGCCGUUAAACUGUCUUGUAUGUUGCAGAAUAUGUAACUUGCUAAAUGUGAACUGUGUGAGUUGUCAAGCCAACCGAAAUGUAUUCAAACGCUCCAAUAUGUGCCAAACUACUGUGCCAAAGACAAGCGUCGGAAUUUUUGUUGUACGUUUUUAAAUCGUAGGACAGAACUUUCUUAUCUACUAACUUUGAGCUUUAAUUAUGGUUAAAGACCUGGAAGACUUCAACGAUGCAUACAUUCCGAUCCUUGUAAAUUAUCACUACCAUUCUUCCAUGUUUAUAUCACAUCAUAUUAGAGAAUAGGUAGAUCUUUCUUUAACAAAUUUGAUAUGUUAAUCUGUGUAUAUUCAUAAAAGUAAAAAAUACUUGUUAGUACUCUCAGAAUCAGUUGUUCUGAAAAAUAAAUCGACCAUCGUAAGUUGGAAUUUGUUACAUAAAACGGUUUAUUACCUAUAUAUUAAGAAAGGUAGCUUAAAACUGAUAGAUACUUACAUCAGUGUGGUAAAUAAAAAAAACAAC
Messenger RNA from Papilio machaon (common yellow swallowtail), 3313 nucleotides. RefSeq names its product cyclic nucleotide-gated cation channel alpha-3. The record is from RefSeq and is a predicted model, not a curated record. NCBI's taxonomy places the organism in Eukaryota, Metazoa, Arthropoda, Insecta, Lepidoptera, Papilionidae. The coding region runs from base 1 to 2178 and encodes 725 amino acids. Gene Ontology annotation, cellular component: intracellular cyclic nucleotide activated cation channel complex; plasma membrane. Gene Ontology annotation, biological process: monoatomic cation transmembrane transport. The transcript has 12 exons. Gene Ontology annotation, molecular function: intracellularly cGMP-activated cation channel activity; cGMP binding; protein-containing complex binding.